Messenger RNA from Bufo bufo (common toad), 2282 nucleotides. RefSeq names its product zinc finger protein 268-like. The annotation marks the transcript as partial. NCBI's taxonomy places the organism in Eukaryota, Metazoa, Chordata, Amphibia, Anura, Bufonidae. The transcript has 3 exons. The record is from RefSeq and is a predicted model, not a curated record.
GUACAUCUGAGAAUUCACACAGGGGAGAAGCCAUUUUCAUGUUCAGAAUGUGGGAAAUGUUUCAAGCAUAAACCGCAUCUUGUUAUACAUCAGAGAAUUCACACAGGAGAAAAGCCAUUUUCAUGUUCAGAAUGUGGUAGAUGUUUUAAGCAUAAAUCAUAUCUUGUUAUACAUCAGAGAAUUCACACAGGAGAGAAGCCAUUUUCAUGUUCAGAAUGUGGUAGAUGUUUUAACCGUAAAUCAGAUCUUGAUGCACAUCAGAAAAUUCACACAGGAGAGAAGCCAUUUUCAUGUUCAGAAUGUGGGAAAUGUUUUAACCGGAAAUCAAAUCUUGAAAAACAUCAGAGAAUUCACACAGGAGAGAAGCCAUUUUCAUGUUCAGAAUGUGAUAUGUUUUUUAACCAUAAAUCACAUCUUGUUAUACAUCAGAGAAUUCACACAGGAGAGAAGCCAUUUUCAUGUUCAGAAUGCGGUAAAUGUUUUCACCAAAAAUCAAAUCUUGUUACACAUCAGAGAAAUCACACAGGAGAGAAGCCAUUUUCAUGUUCAAAAUGUGGAAAUUGUUUUAACCAUAUAUCAGAUCUUGUUAUACAUCAGAGAAUUCACACAGGAGAGAAGCCAUUUCCAUGUUCAGAAUGUGGGAAAUGUUUUAACCGGAAAUCAGUACUUGUUAUACAUCAGAGAAUUCACACAGGAGAGAAGCCAUUUUCAUGUUCACAAUGUGGGAAAUGGUUUAAGCAUAAAUCAUAUCUUGUUAUACAUCAGAGAAUUCACACAGGAGAGAAGCCAUUUUCAUGUGCAGAAUGUGGGAAAUGUUUUAAUCAGAAAUCAUCUCUUGUUACACAUCAGAGAAUUCACACAGGGGAGAAGCCAUUUUCAUGUUUAGAAUGUGGGAAAUGUUUUAACCGUAAAUCAGAUCUUGAUAAACAUCAGAGAUUUCACAUAGGAGAGAAGCCAUUUUCAUGUUCAGAAUAAUGUGGUAAAUGUUUUGAGUACAAAUCAUUUCUUGUUAUACAUCAGAGAAUUCAUACAGGGGAGAAGCCAUUUUCAUGUUCAGAAUGUGGGAAAUGUUUUAAACAGAAAUCAGAUCUUGUUAUACAUCAGAGAAUUCACACAGGAGAGAAGCCAUUUUCAUGUUCAGAAUGUGGUAAAUGUUUUCCCCAAAAAUCUCAUCUUCUUGUACAUCAGAGAACUCACACAGGGGAGAAGCCAUUUUCAUGUUCAGAAUGUGGGAAAUAUUUUGAGUAUAAAUCGACUCUUGUUGCACAUCAAAGAAAUCACACAGGGGACAAGCCAUUUUCAUGUUCUGAAUGUGGGAAAUAUUUUGAGUAUAAAUCAACUCUUGUUGUACAUCAGAGAAUUCACACAGGGGAGAAGGCAUUUUCAUGUUCAGAAUGUGGGAAAUGUUUUAACCGUAAAUCAGAUCUUGUUAAUCAUCUGAGAAUUCACACAGGAGAGAAGCCAUUUUCAUGUUCAGAAUGUGGGAAAUGUUUUAACAUGAAAUCAGAAUUGGUUAUACAUCAGAGAAAUCACACAGGGGAGAAACUGUUUUCAUGUUCAGAAUGUGGAAAAUAUUUUAACCAGAAAUCAUAUCUUGUUACACAUCAGAGAAUUCACACAGGGGAGAAGCCAUUUUUAUGUUCAGAAUGUGGGAAAUGUUUUAACAGUAAAUCACAACUUGUUAUACAUCAGAGAAAUCACACAGGAGAGAAGCCAUUUUCAUGUUCAGAAUGUGGAAAAUGUUUUAACAGUAAAUCAUAUCUUGUUAUACAUCAGAGAAAUCACAUAGGAGAGAAGCCAUUUUCAUGCUUAGAAUGUGGGAAAUGUUUUGAGUAUAAAUCAGCUCUUGUUGUACAUCAAAGAACUCACACAGGGGAGAAGCCAUUUUCAUGUUCAGAAUGUGGAAAAUGUUUUAACCGUAAAUCAUCUCUUGAUGUACAUCAGAGAAUUCACACAGGAGAGAAGCCAUUUUCAUGUUCAGAAUGUGAUAUGUGUUUCAACCUAAAAUUAUCUCUUGUUAAACAUCAAAAAACUCACAUAUAAGAGAAGCCAUCUUCAUGCUUAGCCCGUUAGUGACCUCCCUUAUGUGUUUUUUUGGUGGUCACUGGCUUUAUUCUUUCAGAUACUCCUUUUUACAGGGAGAUAAAACAGCGCCUUGCAUUCAGUUACUUAAGGUAGCCGAUGGCUUGGAGCGAUGAUUGGAACCGCUGUGAGAGCUCCCUAAACAAACAUAGUCUCCUGCAUUGAAUGAAUAUUGGUAAUCAAAGGACAGAAGAUCCAGU